Messenger RNA from Radiomyces spectabilis, 982 nucleotides. RefSeq lists its product as uncharacterized. NCBI's taxonomy places the organism in Eukaryota, Fungi, Mucoromycota, Mucoromycetes, Mucorales, Radiomycetaceae. The record is from RefSeq and is a predicted model, not a curated record. The coding region runs from base 27 to 677 and encodes 216 amino acids. The transcript has a single exon.
UGAAAGACAAUCUUCAGCAUCAUUACAUGGCGAGAACCUGUGAGCAUCGACGAUUGAAAUCACUCCCUCUGACCAAAGAGAAUCUGAUGGUUUUUAAUGACCAUCAAGCGAAGCAGCCACCGCCCAAAAAACGCGUUUAUUCCAGCCUUGGACAUUCGACCGUGUCCUCGUGGCGAAAGCAUUGUAGACAAGAUGUUGUACUGGAAUCCCCACACAUAUCGCCGUUCCCUUACCACAACGACUCGCUAUUUCUGCCCUUGGCCGAACAUACACCGCCGCUUAGUCAUCCUUCUAGCAAUAAAUCAUCUACAAGCGGUUCCCAAUCAAGCUCUAGUACUUUAUCAAGAUCCGGAUGUGGAUCGCACACCAGUUUAUGGCAUAAUUCGAGCCAUGUGGAAUUGAAGCAGAUAAAGCAGGAACCUGCGACAAAUCUUCCAAGACGCGCGGCAAGCGCUCCUCCUCUGAUGGAUCGAAAACGACACCGGUCCUUGCCUUCCAAAAUGGCUUCAUUCCACAUUGGGAAGCUGCUCAAACGUCUAUUUCAUGCCACCAUUCCGAAACGGAAUUCCAAAAAGGCUACUUCGUCUCCUAUCGACACCUCCUCCACUGUAUGGUACAGCCAGUAUACAGCCAAUCCAGCCCCGCCAGCUGGCUUGGCCGUGGCUACGGUUGCCUGAAAAACAGCGAAACCGCAUAUGCACUCCCAUGGUUUUAUGUUCAUUCAUUAUUUAUACAUUGUAAAUGAAAGAUACAACUUUCAAAAUAGAAGCUUUACAUUUAGCAGCUUGAAGUUUUGGUAAUAAGCCUUCUUCGAACUCUGUCAUUAAAAAUAUCGAUUCAAUGCAACGAAUUGACCAGUGCCUGUAUGGAGAGGAUGUGAACCCUCGUAUGUAUCGUAGGUAGCGUGUGUUAUCCGAUUUUGGAGUCCAGCACAUUAUUACAGACUUCCAUAAAAAGUCAAGCCGUUCAAGACACAAUAAAC